This is a messenger RNA of Porites lobata, 7850 nucleotides long. NCBI's taxonomy places the organism in Eukaryota, Metazoa, Cnidaria, Anthozoa, Scleractinia, Poritidae. The record is from the annotation of a GenBank genome assembly.
AUGGGAACCAUUAUUUCAAGAAAGAAAAGAAACGCUGUUAUAAAGAGCCAGUCAGUAGCUGUCAUUCCAGACAGGUCAGCUGAGGAGGAAGGCACACCCUUUAUGGGUAACCAAGCCACUAACCAGGAACCAGCUGCCACUCCAGGCAAAUCAUCUGAUGGGGAGGACACACCCCACAUGGCUAAGCAAGCCACCAAUCAGGGACUAACUGUAUGCAUUUCCCAUGACAACAUGAAUGAGUCCGAUACCGAAGAAGAAUCUGAAGCGAGAGAUGAAAGUGAUUCGGAAAAGUCUCACGAUGAAAGCAAUGAUGAUAAAAACCAGUCUGCGCAUGACUCAGCGAGAGAGCUUUCUGUCAGCUCCAAAUCAAGCGAUAGCGUCUCGACAGAGGCAAGUGCAUCUGAGAGGAGUAAAACAAGAUCGGCGUUGGAUGGGGUGUCAUCAAAUGAGGACUUUGCAAAGGCUUGGAAGGAAGCUUUAUUGGAAGAUCUGGAUAUAAACGUCUCAGACAAUGUCAGAAUUGUCAGGAUAUUUACAAGUUCGACAUUCACAGGUAAUGGGAGAGAAUUAUUGCAACGUAAUGUCACGAAUGACCCCCCUCCCCCCCCGCGCCGGGAGGGGCUUAAGCUUUCAUCCAUUUUAGAGGGGAAACCUUAUGAUUAUUGGAAAGCAAGGCUUGUUAGAGAGGGCGGCGGUAACACAGCCAAUAAAUUUGUCUCUUCGGUACGUAACAAGCAUAAUGUAAAAUAUUUCCCUUAAGAACAAUAAGAAAACUACAAAGCUAACCAAAAAAAUACAACCAAGGGACAAAGCGAACAGUGGUUUAUGUAUAUAACCAUAAAACGCACAUAAUAACUUUACCCGAAUAGUGUUGACUAAGAAGCCUAUGACCUAAACGAAUUGAGAGUAUACGAAGACUGUGUUAUUUUUAGACAGAAUAAUGUAGAGGUGGCCACAUUCGCAUGUCAUAGAUGUAUCGUCAGUGAUGUUUCAGUAUCAAUUGUUAAUUUGUAUGGUAAGCGUUGGUAAAUGACUGGGAGAGAUUUGAAAUUGGGCGUGGAACUUCACAGCAGACCUUUUUCUUAGUUAUCUGGGGUGUCAGGGGUCAUUUAUGCAAGAGGAAGUAGGAGUUAAGAUGUUGCGCGUGCUCGGAAAUACCUUUUCUUGUGCAUCGUUUCCCCCAAUCCUGCAAAAGUAAGGAGCUUUGAAAAUGUUGUGCAUCAAGCUUUCUCUUUGUGAUGGAUUAGUUAAUGAUCUUUUUUUGUCAUUCGUAGAUACCUUUGUGGAACGUAAUGCCCUUAUGGUGCGCGCCUACCCUCGACUCAAAUCCUUCUGUCAAGAGAGAGGCUAUGACUUCCAAGUGGUGGACAUGAGAUGGGGGGUCCGGGACGAGUCCACCGAUGAUCACAUGACCACUGAUCUCUGCAUGAGAGAGCUGCACGCAUGCCAGAAGCUAUCAACAGGACCAAACUUCAUCGUUAGUAGAAAACUCAGUUUUUGUUAAGCUUCCGUCGGAAUGUUCAUAUUUCUAGCUUCCUGCUUUCAUCCUCCCUGCAUGUACUUUCCCAGUUACAGAAAAGGGGCUGCCAUUUAAAAUGAAGGGGAUGAAAAAAAGCAGCUUUAAAGUACCUUUUCUAAAAAGGAUCGAGCCUCGCUUGGUAGCCUGAUCACAUCAUAAAACUUACAGAGCUUCACCCAAAAGUUGUAUCUGAGCUCUCAAAGGCAAAGGUAGACCCUCUAAGCACCAGCCUAAGCUUUUCCCCUUUAAAUAGACCUCCGCCAUUUAUAGAACGAAAUGCAGGCAAACAAGUGAAAAUCGUCCCCAACGGCUAUCCUCUCUUGCUAGCCACUUAUGUCUGCCUAAGCAAGGGAUUCACGCUAUGAGGGUGUACGCCUUGAGCAAUGUUGAAAGUUCAUCGUAGAACGAAAGUUCCCUUGGCUUGAUCAGCUUUUGUGGACCCUCUAGAGAUAAUGGUUGUAUACUGCUUAUAUUACAGACAUUUCUUGGACAAAAGUACGGCUAUCGCCCGUUUCCAGCUAAGAUUAGGUCAUCUGAGUGCGAGACGCUCCUUGCGGCAGUUGAGAAAGAGGACGAUCUUCAGCUCUUGAAACACUGGUUCUGGCGAGAUGACAACGCAGUUCCCGCUCAAUAUUUGCUUCAGCCAAUUACGUCAUUGCUGCCCGAUUAUCGCAAUUACGAAAACAAGGAGUUACGUAAGAAGGCGUCCUCUGAUUGGUGGGCUGCGUUUGAAAGAAUGCAAGUUGUUUUGAGGAUUGCCGCUGACAAGGUGCUAGACGAAGAAGAGCGACAUAAGUAUCAUAUGUCAGGUAAUGUAUCCACCUCGGCCAAGAACAAUCUAUUACUAUGACAGGUGUGGCUGCCUAUCAUGAUUUUGAUAGUUUCAUUUAGUGAGGGAUCACCUGUUUUGAUCAAACUAACACUUACAACAAAAGGAAGUUUAGGAACUAAUUUUAAAAUUCUUGGAUGACAUAUAGUUGAUUGGCUGACAUCGUUUGAGUCUAAUCAUGCUUUUGAAAGCCCAGAUCUUUCCUGACUGAGAACAAGGAAAAAGAAAGGUUUAAAAGGUUUAAAGGCUUGUUUAUAGUGGAAAGUACGAUUAGCUUAUCCAGCUAGUUUACAGGCAUUCCACUCAAAUAACUCUGAAACAAAUAAUCCAAAUAGAAACAUAACAGGAUUAAAAGCCCCAACGGGCACGAGGCAACCAGUUGGCUAUUUACAAGCGAGGCCGAAGAUUUGAACUCUGGACGACAGAGAACAAAUCUAGCAAGUGGCCAGAGCGGGACUCGAACCCGAGACCGCGGGAUUGCGAGUCUGACGCGCUGACCACUUGGCCACGCUGCCUCCUAUAAAAUAAGAGUGGAUGAUUUCUAAAAUGAAACCUUUUUUCAGUCUUGCCUAUUUAAUUCAGUGAUAUGUCGACAUUCACAUUCUUUCGUUAUCAUUUUGAUUGUUCCGUUUAGUGACAGAAGACGAAAUUCGCCGUGGCAUCAUUACAGUAUCGACUCCGGAGAAGCACUGUUUUUGGUUCAAAAGGGUGAUCACAGAUCUCAUCAAAAUGCUGACGAGCGCAACGCAGCUAAAUUCGUGGACAAGACUUACGGAGCAGAGCACUCAGUUAUCGAUGAGUCUGCACGGGGCCUGUUAGCACGUUUGAGAGAAAUUGAGCUGCCAGCUGCUCUCGCAGAAAAAAACGUGCUCGAAUACAAGGUCAAGUGGACAAGUGAAGGAAUAAGUCCAGAUACAUCUGAUGAGCAUGCUAAGUAUAUUGGCAAGCUUUGUACAGACGUCUACAAUGUUUUGAGCAGUAUGAUUCAAGAGGCCAUUUCAGAGAAAGAAACCAAUGAAGAGAAAAAUCCAGUAACUGAAGAAGUAUUACAACAUGCACUAUUUUGCCAAAGAAAAGGCUUAGCUUGUCAAGGACGAGACAGUUUUCUUUCUUUAGUAAAGAGAUCCCUGCUUGAAAAUGACAGUAAGCGUGUGAGUGUGCUCCAUGGAGAAUCCGGCUGCGGUAAGACAUCCAUUAUGGCCAAGAUAGCUGUAGAUAUCAGGAAAUGGCUGGAACCAGAGUCAGCUAUUGUGGUGCUGAGAUUCAUUGGCACAUCUCCCGAAUCAUCCAACAUCAGAAUGCUGUUGAGGAGUAUUAGCCAGCAACUGUAUAUGAUCACCGGAAAUGAGAUCACAGAAAUUCCCGAGGCAAGUUGGUACAUAAAAAUAAUUGAUUUAUGAAUCUAUGACUUACAUAAUGUCAGAUGGAUUGUUCGGAGUACCUCUCUAUUUUGGAUUUCGGCCUCUUAGAGCAAUUUUCUGUAGUUUGGCAGACAAUCAUCCGAUAUCAAACUUGUCUUUUGUUCCUUUGCUAUAUAAAGUAAUGUAUCGAAAUCCUUGUAGGAUCCACUGGAGCUGUAUGAGUUUUUUCCAAAGUGCUUAGACGAAGCCUGCAAUUCUCGUCCCGUGGUAGUGAUGCUUGAUUCUUUAGACCAACUCCCUGCUGGUGAAGGAGGAAGGCGCUUAGAUUGGUUGCCUAGGAAACUACCUGACAAUUGCUACUUUGUUUUGUCGACUCUACCCGGCUCCGACUACGAGUGUCUACCCUUGUUGAAGGUAAUAAAUAACUCUAAUUAGAUAUUAUAGGAAAGAUGAACUAACACAAUCCAGUCCUUUAUUCGUUAAGAAAAAGCACCUUUUUUUCAAUGCGGAAAAAGCAUUUGGACAAGCAAACUUAACUUCUUUCUAUUUGUUCCUGACUGGCAUAAUUUAGGCUCCUUUCUUUUCUUAACGAUGUGGUCGUAGAGGAAACUUGUUAUACAGCCGCUAAAUGGGCACAACAGAACCAGAUAAAUGCUAAUAAAAAUGUCCCCUUACUUUGUCUUUACAACAGGAACUCUAUCCCGACUCGUCCUUCUUAGAAGUGCCAACGAUUCCAACAAAUGAAGCUGACACAAUUUUAAAGAGCUGGUUAUCUUCGUCGCAGCGCUCACUAACAACUGAUCAGAAACAUAUGGUUUUAGAUGCCUUUGAAAAAUGCCCACUUCCUCUGUUUUUGAAGCUGUCUUUUGACGAAGCUUGUCGCUGGAAGUCGUAUACCUCAACAAGUGAAACAAAAUUAGCACCCAGCGUAAAAGACAUCAUUAACGAUUUUCUGGAUCAAGUCGAGCGUCGGCAUGGGAAGAUUUUGGUCAACCAAGCGCUGGCUUAUGUUACUGCAUCCAAAAAUGGCCUGACCGAACCUGAAUUAGAGGAUAUCCUCUCCCUGGACGAUGAGGUCCUUAAUGAUGUAUAUCAGUACUGGACACCCCCAGUUCGAAGACUACCACCACUUCUUUGGAUUCGUGUCCGAUCCGACCUUGGGGACUACCUCAUUGAAAGGGGAGCAGAUGACGCUCGUGUGAUCUACUGGUACCAUCGGCAGUUCAUCGAAGUAGCAACCACCCGAUACUUAAAGGCAAGAAAAGAAGUUCAUACCAAGCUUGCUGAUUUCUUUACAGGAAUGUGGUCCGAUGGUGCAGCAAAACCUUUUGCUGACAAGAACGGAGAAACAGUGCUAAAAGAUCGGUUAGUGGCCAGACAACCCUUAAUGUUUCACAACGAGAAAGAAAACAAGGCAGUUUAUAACUUGCGAAAGCUCAGUGAGCUUCCAUAUCAUCUGUUGCACGCAGGCAAUCUGAAGAGACUCAAAGAAGAGACACUCUGCAAUUUUGAAUUCCUCUUGGCCAAGCUACGAGCAACAUCCUUGGAAACUGUACUUGAUGACUUUACAGCAUCUUUGGUGUUAUAUCCAGAAGAUGAAGAUCUCGUCACAUUGGAGAAAACCCUACAGUUGUCAUCCUUCGCUUUGAAAGGAGACGCCAAUCAACUAGCCCCACAACUUCUUGGAAGGUUGAUGGUAGGCUUUGAUUUAGUCAAAUUCAGCGGCAUCCACAUCCUGCUUCAACAGGCUUAUUCCUCCUCAGUGCCCUGUCUCAUACCAAACGAUAAAUGCUUGACAUCACCUGGAGGAUCCUUGAUUUCGUCAAUAAAGAUACCUGGCGAGCCUACCACUCAGUGCUGUGGUUUCAGUUGCGAUGGAGAAACGGCGUACAUUGUCUCCUCGUUCUCAGAGUCUCUUCAGUUGUUGAUUAUCAACUUGUUGAACGGCAAAACUCUGCAAAGAGUAACUAUACCAGAGUCCCAAGGCGGUGGCUUGGUGUGGAGUAUCCAGGGAAGCCAAAUUACGCCAGACCUUCUCCUUUUAGCAGGUUCCGCUGACAUACUUCUAAUGAAAGCAUCCAAUGGUCAAAUAGUGCAGAAAUUCGCCGCCCUUGAUGAAGAAAGCCAAUACUCUCCGAUGCCACCAGUUGCCUUCGCAGACAAUGAAACGCGGAUUGUCGCUAUAACAGAUAAGAACCUUAAGAUAUGGACAGUUAAGGAUGGCCGUCUUCUGCACCAAAUUGACAUAGGCAAAAUAUCAACCGAUGAGGAGUAUGGUUCCUUGGGAACAUCAGGAUACUUAGCAGCAUUCUGUGUCCAUGUGUCAGGGAGCUUCAAGGUCCUCGACUGCAGAACGGGCAAGAUGCUUAGAGAAGUCAACGUAUUCAGUGAAGCUGAUAAAUGUUUCAUUGCCGAGGUCAAAGUUACCUCUAAGGAACAAGUUGUCGUGACUUCUUCAGAGAAAAAUAAUCUUCGUUUGUACGAUCUUCAUUCUGGAGAUUUAAUCAGAGAGGUGCCGCAGUUUAGAAUUAACUCUGGCCUUCUUCGUCUUCAAAUCACAAAAGACGGAGCAAAAGCAGUGGGUAUUUAUGAUUACGAGAUUCUGAUUACAAACCUUGAGGAUGGAACAGUUAAUAAAACCUUGAAAAGCGAAUCGUUCGGGACACUGAUAAUUCAUCAAAAUUUCUACACCAGAGAUGGAAAAUAUGGUAUUUCAGUUGCUCAUGAUGAAGUAAUUCGCAUCUAUGACCUAGAAAAAGCUGUUAAGGAGAACAAAAAGGCCGUUCAAACAGGAUCUAAGAAUCAUAAGGCGGUGUCUUCAGUUGAUUCAAUUACAUAUCUCACACGUGAUGACUGUUCUGACAGAUACGUUAUUGCCAUUGCGACUGUCAAUGACACCAACGAAAUUCUCAUUUGGGACACUUUCGAAGGUGCAAAAGCGCGGACACUCAAGAUGACCAAAGAUUUGCCACUCAGCACAAUUCGAAUGCACGCAACAACCCGUGCGGUUGGUUAUAUCCACGACAAAGAUUUCCUUCACUUCCAAGUAUUUGACCUUCACGCCGGGACAAUUGAAAGACUCUUGCAGGGUAAGGCACCCAAAAGGACGGAAGCUUUUGGGUUCAUUGAUGACAGCCACAUCAUCACAUUUUCUCGCGGGAGACGAAACCUUAAAGUAUGGAAUAUAAAUGAUGGCAAGCUAGUCAGCCAAUACAAGAUUGGACAGAAGUUUCGAUUUGAAGACAUGCUAGUCAGCAGGAAUGGUAACGCAGUUGUCUGCAGUCAAGUGGGUCAGACGGUUGAACAUGAUGAAAGCACUGUGCCGCUGGUUUUCUUGAACCCGAAGACGGGAGAGCAGAAGUUCUUAGAAGAGAAAGGCACCCAAUUGUUGCUCUGGAAUGGAUGCGUUUCGGAUGAGGGACGCUAUCUCGUUUGCUUGACCAAGGAAUACAGUGCACAGCUUUGGGACUUGACGAAUGGGCGAAUGAUGUAUAGGCUCAGUGUUGAUGAAGCAAACACCCAUGUCAUUGCCACGGCAAUAUCAACGGUCCGUAGUGUGCUUCUUACCGGCGAGGGCGAUGGAGGUAUCAACGUUUGGGACAUUACCAGUGGCCAUGUUCAGUACACUUUCUUUUGCGACGACGUCGAUUCCUUGUUUAUUACAAAAGACGGACGAGUGGCAUUUUCUAACUAUCGUUCUAACAAUCGCAACAUUGAUGCUUGGGACUUAAGCAAUGGUUCAAAGUUAGCUUCCUUCACCUCAGACUGGAAACCUGAACGAAUUGUGAUAUGCGGCAGCCGCCUUGUAGUUGCGAAAGCGGACAAGCCAGAAUUAAUGUCGCUACGCCCACACAUUCCCGGAUAUACAGAAGAUGUCGCAAAUGAGGAUGGUCAUUUCAUGGAUUGUCCCUUGGAAAGUAAGAUGCAGCCCCAUUUGGAGAUUGCAAGUGGUGAAGAUGAAGAUGAAGAUGAAGAUGACGACUUUGAUCAAACUGACAUUCAGAAAACAGAGCUAACUAAGAAGGCGGUGUAUGCAAGCCCGAAUGUUAUAAUCGGAGGGGGUAGUUCAGUAUUUGCGUCGAAGAAUAUUUUCAUUUCUGGUAACGUCACAAUUAAUGGCAUUCCAAUACAAGAUUUGUAG